AUGGCAACAGUUUAUAUUUUCAUCUUUGCUACAAUAUCAACAUUAGUCUUGGCAGAAUUUUAUAGUUCCCGCUAUGAUGAUUUUGAUAUACAGCCUCUACUAGAGAAUGAUAGAAUUUUGUUGAGCUACACCAAAUGUUUUCUUGACCAAGGUCCAUGUACUCCAGAAGCAAAGGAUUUUAAAAAAUUCCUUUCAGAGGCAAUACCUGAGGCUUUAGAAACAACUUGUGGUAAAUGCUCUCCAAAGCAAAAACAACUCAUUCGAAAAGUGAUUAAGGCAUUAAUAGAAAAACAACCACAGGCCUGGGAGCAGUUAGUUGAAAAAUAUGACACGGAGAAGAAAUAUAGAGAAUCUUUCAAUAAAUUCAUAGAGGAAGAAGAUUAA
This is a messenger RNA of Danaus chrysippus (African queen), 384 nucleotides long. NCBI's taxonomy places the organism in Eukaryota, Metazoa, Arthropoda, Insecta, Lepidoptera, Nymphalidae. The record is from the annotation of a GenBank genome assembly.